GCCCUCCUGUCACGUCGUGACGCUGACACCCAGACGCGUGUGCUAUCCAAGAUUGAACAGGACCCCGACUCUACUCUGCAGAUAUUGACGGCCAAACGUCAGUGGCUCAAGAAUCUUAAAAAUGAUUCUGCGAUCGUGGAGAAACCCAGUUCCUCGUUUGCCGCCAAUAAUGUUAAUGCUGUCACUCGGACGAAGUCGAUCCCGCCACAGAAGUCCCAAGAUCCCACACCCAGCGAACCAAUAUCAGCGAGCUGGCAGUGUGCUGAUGAUCACAUCGGUCAAAAAGGCUAUGACACAUUUCUCCGGCUCAUAAAUAAGCUUCAAUGUGAGGCUUCCUUUAAUGGCAUUCAACUCAAGGGAAGAUGCUUCUUUACCAACCGUCGGAAGAUUGAAUUAAUUGGCCUUGACUGGAUCAAGAAACUCGGUCUCCUGGAUUUGCCACUUCAACGCUUUUGCAAUGGUGUGCACUUAACUUGGCCGAGUCUCGCCAAAUUGAAUCAGCUCACGACAACUCUGCUGUCAGCGUGUCCAUCUCCUGCCAAGGUGCCCAAGGAGAAGAAGGAGCAGGAACCGGGAGAGAAAGCACCAGCGGCUUCUGAGCCCUGUCAAACACCUGGUCGGCUAACUCGCAGCGGCGCGCGAGAAAGACGUGAUGCCCCAACAACGUCCCCAUCCUCCAAUACCCCGACUGCCGCCGACUCCCCAGACCUCUCUGCGAGGAGCCCCAGGGCCAAAGAGGCAGGAACUCCAGCCUCUAGACGAUCAGGUCGGAAAAGAAUGCGAGCGGUUCCGUUACAAGUGAACCCGCAACUCAAAUCUUACGAUAUGUCUUGA
Molecule: messenger RNA, 834 nt
Organism: Dibothriocephalus latus
Lineage: Eukaryota; Metazoa; Platyhelminthes; Cestoda; Diphyllobothriidea; Diphyllobothriidae
Source: the annotation of a GenBank genome assembly